AUGGAUUCUUCAUCUCUAUUACCAAAAUUUUUAGAUAUGGAUCUAACAAUAUCACAUAUAGAAUGUCUUCCCAAGGAUAUUCUGGUGAAAUUUAAAGGCAGGCAUAAUACUGAAUGCGAGUUUGACUACCACAUUUUGCAAAGGGAAUUACAGUGUAUACCAAAAGUAAAAACUAAUGUGGACAUUGAUGAAUUUUGUUUGGUAGAAGAAAGAAUUUCUGGAGAAUGGCAAAGAGGAAGAGUUACUGAAAAGAAAAAUGAACUCUGUACAGUGCUCCUCAUAGAUUCUGGAGAAGAACUAAGAGUUAGUAGUUCGCAGAUUGCUUCAGCCUGUGGCAACUUAUUUGAGCUCCCACCCCGGGUAGUAUUUGGUAUUUUUGCCAACAUACUACCAUUAGGGGAGAAAUGGUCUCCUAAGGCUUUGAAUUAUUUCAGGUCAUUAGUAGGACUACAACUGAAAGGUUACGCACAAGUUAUUUUGCCUCUGCAAAUGAUUCUUCUUGAAGUGCCCAAAAUUAUAACCCAGGUUCUUGAAUUACAAUUAGGAAGAUUUAUUGAUGGGGAUUCAUUUCAUCUUAUUGUGGAAAUGUUAAAAGAAUUCCCCCAACGAAUGCCAGAUUUAUUACAACAACAUAAAAGACCAGAAUUGUCAUUAAGUCAUAAUGAUACUUUAGUUGAUAUUCAGCACAUUCUGGAUAGUUUGCAGCCAUCUUUGUCAGUAGGCAAUAUUGAAAGUGUAAAGGUAUCCUCUGCAUUAAGCCCAAGUAAAUUUUACUGUCAAUUAAUUAAAUGGAUUCCAGAGCUAGAAAACUUAACAAUGUCUAUGACUUUGCAUUAUGACAUUAUCAGUGAAGAAAUGAGUAGUACAUGUGAUAAUUUUGGACUCCUUUGUGUUGCCAAAAGGAGAAAUGGACAGUGGCAUAGAGGAAUCCUUCAGCAACUCUUGCCCAAUGAUCAAGUAAAAAUUUGGUUUAUGGAUUAUGGCAGUAGUGAGGCUAUACCCUCAAUUUAUAUAAAGAAACUUAAACAGGAUUUUAUUUUAGUACCAUUAUUUUCAUUUCCAUGCUCUCUGACAUAUUUACACAGUUCAGAUAGAGAUGCAAGAAAAUUUCAAUUGAAUGUCUUUAAACAAGCCUUGUUAGGAAAAAGAGUAUACGCACACAUUGAUUGGUUCAAUAAAGACGAACGUUUAUAUUAUGUGACAUUACAAACCCAAGAUUCUACAAUUAAUUCUAAGUGUUUGCUGAAGACAGCAGGCAUACAAGUACUUUGUCCAGUGUCUGAUUUAAAAAUCUCUAGUAUGUUGAAAGAGAUGAGUGCUACUGACCUAAACAGCUUUGCAGUUGGGACUUUUUGUGGAAAUAUUGAACGGUCAAUAGUCUCUCUAAGUGAAAAAGACAUUUUGAAAGUAGGUUUUCCUAUUAAAACUGUAGAAAUGGAGAUAGGGGCUGCCUACAUAGCUUUUGUAGUAUAUGUAUUAAACCCUUCAAAUUUCUGGGUAUGCACUAAUGAUCAUCAGAAUGAAUUUCAAGAUAUAAUGAAAAAUAUAAAUAAAUGUUAUGAUUUGUGUGAAAAUGAUGAGCUGAUUCUAAGAAAUCCAGAACCUGGCUUAUUUUGUUGUGCUCGAUAUAGUAAGGAUGGACAUUUUUACAGAGCCAUUAUUACUGAAAUUAAUGGUUACAAGAUUAAUGUUUAUUUUUUGGAUUAUGGAAAUACUGAUUCCAUACCGUUUUUUGAUGUAAAAAUUUUGCUUCCAGAGUUUUGUGAGUUUCCUGCCUUAGCUAUGUGCUGUUCACUUGCACAGACAUUUCCUGUUGAAGAUUUAUGGGUGAAGGCAGCCACUGAUUAUUUUAAAAAAAUUGUUUUGAACAAAGAAAUUUUACUUGAAGUUGUGGCCAAAAAAGAUGAUAAGUAUACUGUUAAUAUUCAGAGUAUUGAAGCCUCAGAAAAUAUUGAUGUUGUUUCUCUUAUGUUACAAGCUGGAUAUGCAGAAUAUUGGGACAUAGAACCAGGGUGUUACUCAGAGUCCAUAAAUGAAUAUUCAUUGUUAAAUUUAAAAUCCAAAAACAAAGUAAAUAUUAAGAAGGUCAUAUCUGCCCUUCUUAAAGGACCUAGACCUAAAAAGUAUUAUUCAAAUAAGCUGGAAGAAGAUAACUUGUCUUCGUCAAAGUCACCAGCUUUUAAUUUCUCAGAUUUAAAAAAUCCUUUCACUUCAUCUAGGGGAACUGAGUCACCACAACCAUAUAAAGAAUAUAUGUUUAAACCAGGAUCAGUCCUUGAAGUUAAAUGUUCUUAUUACUAUGGCCCAGGUAACUUUUUGUGCCAGCUCCAGUGUAAUUCAGAAGACCUAAAGAUAUUAAUGGAACAAAUUCAGCAUUAUUAUAGCAUUCAUUCUGAUCCUUAUCAGAUUGGGCAAGUUGCUUGUGUUGCUAGGUUUUCCAAAGAUGGGAAGUGGUAUAGAGCUGCUGUUUUGACUCAUGUAUCAAAAAAAGAAGUUGAUGUAAUGUUUGUUGACUAUGGUUACCAGGAAAGAGUUUUAAUUAAAGAUCUUUGUGCUAUUAACCCACGUUUUCUCUCUUUAGAAUGUCAGGCCUUCAGAUGUAGUCUUAACCAUUUAGUUGAGCCCAUUAGUUGUAACUUAUUCAACUGGACAAGAGAGGCAUGCAGAGACUUUGGGAAUUUUAUUUCCUCAUCUAGAGGAUUAUUGACUUGUAUCAUCUAUGCCUUAGUUCUUAUAUAUCCAAACUGUGUAUGUAAUUUGGUGGAUUUACAAGCCCCAUUUACUAGUGCAAAAGAAUUUCUUAUUAAUCAUGGCUCUGCACAGUAUAGCACAUUAUCAAAGCCAUUCCCAUGUUCAGUUAAUCUUUACAGUUACUUCUAUUCUUCAUUUAAUAUAACAGUUGGAAGUGAAGAAGAAGUAUAUAUAUCAUACAUAUAUAGUCCCAAAAAGUUUUACUGUCAACUUAGUAGAAACAAUAAAGAUCUUGAGAUGAUAGGCACAAAAAUAACAGAGUUUAGUAACCAAAAUAAUUGUCCAAAAUAUGAUUCUAGUAAAAUGAGACUGUGUCUAUCUAAGUAUGUGGAGGAUGGUCUCUCAUAUAGAGCUUUAGCAAUGCCAACAGAGUCAUCAUCUGCCUUUCUGGUCUACUUUGUAGACUUUGGAAAUAAGCAGUUAGUAGAGGGAAAUACAUUGAGGGCUAUUUCAGAUCAGUUUCCAGAACUACUCUUCACACCUAUGCAAGCUAUUAAGUGUUUUUUGUCAGAUCUCAGAGACGUAGAUUUUCCAGCAGAAAUCAGUAGUUGGUUUGAAGACAAUUUCUUGGGUAAACCAUUAAAGGCAGUAGUAUUGUCCAAGGAGUUAGAUGGCCAGCUCGGUAUAGAAUUGUAUGAUGGAUAUCAACAUAUAAAUCAGAAAAUUAAAAUGUUGCUUCAUGCUUAUGGAAAAAAACUUGGUGACCAAGCAGAUUGUGUGGAAAGAGGUCAUAAAAUAAAUGAGAAUGAGAGUUUUGCUGCUUCUUUCAAAGGCAAAAUAGGAAACAGCCAUCAUUAUAAUAUGAUGAAUAAAAAUAGUCUAGCCAAAUAUUCUGAAAAUCAAGUAGAUCAGUUAAUGAAUCCCAAAAGUAUAUAUGCUAGGUUUUUAAAACCAUCAGUUUAUUAUAAAAUUGAACCUGUGUCAGAAAACGAAGUGAAGAAGUCUUUGAAUGAGGGACUUAAAAAUAAAUGUAUAAAAAUUGUCCCUGGAUCCACACAUAUUCUUGAUGAAAAUAAUAUGAGCCAGAAAUCAGUAGGGCUUAUAUCACAAUCUUUUAUCAGAGAAUUAAAUCAAGUUGCUCCACAAAAACCCUUUAAGCUUACUAGACCACAGAUCAAAGACCUUCCUCAACCCAAAAUUUACUUGAAUACCAUAGUUAAAGGGUAUAUUUCCAGUAUCAGUAAUCCAGCAAGUUUCCAUAUUCAGCUUGCAGAGAAUGAAAAUUUAAUCAUCAGACUUGCAGAUGCUCUAAAUGAAAGAAGAACAAAUAUAGAGAAAAAGAGAAAAUUAGUUAGACCCCUGGUGGGAGAUCUUGUAGUUGCAGAAUACUCAGGUGAUGGUGCCAUUUACAGAGCAGUUAUUAAAAAAAAUUUGCCAGGAAAUUCUUUUGAAGUGGAAUUUAUUGACUAUGGUAACACGGCAAUAGUAAACACAUCUAAAAUCUAUGAAUUUAAGAGGGAAUUCGUAACUAUUCCUAAGCUAGGGAUCCAUUCUUUUCUUAGUGGAGUAAAAUGGAAUGAGCCUGAUGAAAUAUGGGACAGCAAAACUGUGGAUUAUUUUGCUUCAAGAGUAAGUAACAAAACAGUUUCUUGUGAAUUUUUGAAAAAGCAUGAGCAUAAAUGGGAAGUAAAUAUAAUUUGUGAUAAAAAAUGUAUCACUAAUGAACUACUGAAAUGGACAGCAUGUUCAAAACUACAGAAAACUGUAUCGAAAAUGCCUAAGGUAGUCUCUCAAAAAGUGAGCCCUGGUGGCAAUAAUGAAAUGAAGAAAGGAGGAUCAAAUGAAUAUGAAAGUUCUGUGAUCCUUAGACAGUCAUACCCACAGCUGGUUAAAAUUCCUUUUGAAGAGUUAAAACCUGGACAACUUGAAAAGGCUGAAAUACUUCAUGUUUCAGAAAGAGGGAGAUUUUAUGUGAAAUUAUCUAAAAAUAAAAAAAUAUUAUCAGAUUUAACAUUAUUAAUUACUAAAGAAGUAAAAAAACUCUCUUUUUUGUCAAUGGAUAACAUUGAAAAAGGCUUAGAAUGCUUGGCAAAAUCUAAAAAGACUUUGAUGUGGUAUCGAUCAAAAGUGGAAAAAAUGUGUGUUGAUGAGAAACUGCUUGUUUUUUUAGUAGAUCAUGGUAGGUAUGAAAUAGUGCCUUUAUGUAAUACCAGGAUGCUUAGUAAUGAAAUCAGAAAUGUUCCAAGACAAGCAGUGCCAUGUAAAUGGAUUUGGUAUGAAAAUUCUAGGAACAUGUCAUUUGAGUCCAUGGUGUAUUUUUUUGCCCAUUUGGAACUAAACAUCCUUUUCUUGAAAUGUUUGGAAUCUACUUGGGAAGUGGAAAUCCUGGUAGAUGGCCUGUUACUUUUGGAAUAUUUAAAUUUAAAUACAGUUCACAUUGAAGAAAACAAACUUGUAUCUUCAGAAAUUAUUUCUGACUUGGAAUACAAGACUCCUAUAUCACCAUGUACAAUAAAAUCAUUUACUUGGGCACAGCUCCCAAAUGGUAGGCAAUAUUCUGGUAUUGCCACUGCUGUUUCUGAUCCAUCUGACUUUUGUAUUCAAUUAGAAGAUUUCUUUGAUAUCAUGAAAUCUCUCUUUAUGUUGCUUUCUGAUCUACCAGAAAACUUACAGACACUGCCUCAAGAGCUUAUAAUUCCUGGUGUUAGCUGUUUGUUCAGAUAUGAUUUGGAAGAUCAGUGGAAUAGAGUAGAAAUUUCUGAAGUCUCUGCUCAGUCUGUACGUCUUAUGAUGAUUGACUAUGGAUUUUCUAUUUACGUAUCUUAUUCAGAUAUAGUAAAUCUUAAAGUUGUUCCUGAGGAACUUUUGAAUUUGCCAAGACUAAGUUAUCCUUGUAUAUUAUACGGUAUUUUACCAGCUAAAGGGAAACAUUGGAAUGAAGAAGCCAAAAGUUUUUUUCAAGAUUUCCUAAGUAAACCAGGCUUAAUUUUUCAGUUUAUGGAGUAUAGUUUUGAGACAAAACUUAAAGUGGAUAUUAUUUACGAGAAAAAUAAUUUGGCAGAUAUGUUGGUUGCAUCUGGUCUUGCAAAGUAUUCUAAAGAUUCAGCUCUUCUUGAUGCAAUUACUACUACUGGGUCUACUGAAAUCCAAUAUAAGUUACAAAGUAAGCCUAUUUGUCCAUUGUUAGAUCAAAAUUGUUACAAAAAAGAAAAUAUAAAUUUUACAUGCACUGUAAAACAGAAGGUACAAAAGCAGAAACCUAUACGGAAGAAAGAUGUCUGUAAGACCCUCUUAAAGAAAAGCCAUAUUUCUAAAAGGUUGCAUUCUAGAAAUUUAACAUUGAAGAAGAAAGUUGGCAGUGGAAAACAUAAUCUCCAGAGUACUGUUACAUCUGAUACAUAUGCAGCAACUUCAUUUUGGAAACUACCUAAUGGUUUGAAGAAUAAUGCCAGUUGUAUUGAAAAUAUUUUUGAAAAACUACCAACUGAGGGAACACAGGAGAAAAGUGACACAAUGGACUUGAGAACAGCAGUGAAAGUAUUGAAUGUUAAGGAAAAAAAUAUAUCAGAAAAACAUUUUAAAAGUAAGUAG
Molecule: messenger RNA, 6282 nt
Organism: Choloepus didactylus (southern two-toed sloth)
Lineage: Eukaryota; Metazoa; Chordata; Mammalia; Pilosa; Megalonychidae
Gene: TDRD15
Product: tudor domain containing 15
Exons: 1
Coding region: 1-6282 (2093 amino acids)
Biological process (GO): spermatogenesis
Source: RefSeq, a predicted model, not a curated record